Molecule: messenger RNA, 1264 nt
Organism: Pistacia vera
Lineage: Eukaryota; Viridiplantae; Streptophyta; Magnoliopsida; Sapindales; Anacardiaceae
Product: F-box protein At5g07610-like
Exons: 1
Coding region: 235-1083 (282 amino acids)
Molecular function (GO): protein binding
Source: RefSeq, a predicted model, not a curated record
GUAUGAUUUGUGUCGCUGUAGUGAAAUCCUUUAAGAUUAAUUGUAGGUUGAAAUUAGAUAUGCUGAUGAUUCUAGAAUCAUUGUGAAGGGAGAAGUAAACAUUAUCUCCGAUCAUAUUUCCAAAAUGAAAUACGAAUUGGUCACUCUGUUGUGGUUCUUGGGUUUCUUGCACACAAAGUGUUUGAUAAAUUGCUACCUCUAAAUUACUCUAGUCGUCUUGCCAUACUUCCCACCAUGCUCUCCGCCCAAAGAAUCAAACUAGAGACAAGCAUAACUAUAAUCCCCUCUUCAGCCGAAGAAAUUGCAAACAAUGAUGAUCUUUUGAUUGAAUUACUCAUUCGUCUUCCAUUCAAGUCCUUGCUCAUAUUCAAUUCAGAAUCCAAACACUGGCUGUCCCUUAUCUCCGAUCCUGACUUCUCCGACCGAAGUCUUAUACCCAGACCCAUCUCUGGCCGCUUUUUGUGUAAUAUUGAUCGUUCAGAAUACGACUUCAUCAUUCUUAAUUCCAGUUCAUCUCGCAAUCCCCUUCAAUUGCUUACUUUGGGUGAUGAUUCGUCAAAGAUCAUGGUUCUGCAUUCUUGUAUUGGUCUCUUAUUGUGUUGCAGUUUGAAAGUAAAGGAGUUUUCCCCCUACUUAAAUUUGAAGUAUUUCGACAACUAUCAUGUUUUCAAUCCCACUGCCAAGCAAUACACUAUGCUUCCUCCAAUCCGUGCCAGAACUAGAGUCUUUAGAGCUAUUCUGGGUAUCUUCUUGGCAUUUGAUCCUUCGAAAUCGCCUCAUUGCAAAGCCAUUUAUGUAAGGAGUAUUUGUGAUUCCUUAGAAAAUACCCGUUUUGAGAUGCUCAUUUACUCGUCAAAAACUGGGGGUUGGCAACAUUCUGGAAAUACUUUCGUUGGUCCAUUCAGUUUAAAUGCAGGGGGUGGUGUUUUCUGGAACGGUGCCGUUCACUGGAUUAAUUUUAGGCUGAAAUCUUUAUAUUUGGACAUUGAAGAAGAGAAAGUGGGAGAAAUGCCAAUGCCUCCUACUCCUGAUGGAUUUGCGCACAGGAGUUUUUCUUACUUUGGAGAGUCUCGAGGCCAUUAACAUCUUGUUGAGACUUAUAGUUCCAGUGCUGUUCAAUUUAAUAUGUUUGAAAUUGAGAAAGACUACUCCAGGUGGUUCGUCCAGUAUCAGGUUGAUCUUCGUGGGGUUGCAACAGCAUUUCCUGAAAUGCUUUACAGUGAUUUUAAUCAACAUUACUGUUUUCAAUAUUGUGCGUGGUAAG